This is a messenger RNA of Puma concolor (puma), 2004 nucleotides long. It is a transcript of the gene ANGEL1, whose product is annotated as angel homolog 1. Gene Ontology annotation, molecular function: 3'-5'-RNA exonuclease activity. The record is from RefSeq and is a predicted model, not a curated record. Lineage: Eukaryota; Metazoa; Chordata; Mammalia; Carnivora; Felidae.
AUGAUCGCGUCGUGCCUGUGUUACCUGCUGCUGCCGGCCGCGCGCCUCUUCCGUGCCCUCUCAGAUGCUUUCUUCACAUGUCGAAAAAAUGCCCUCCUGGCGAAGAGCUCGUCCACCCAGGUAGAGGGCAGCUUUGCCAUGGCCCCUCGGGGGCCCGACCAGGAGGAGUGUGAGGGCCUGCUACAGCAGUGGCGAGAAGAAGGGUCGAGCCAGGUGCUCUCAACUUUGAGUGAGGGUCCCCUUGUAGAUAAGGGACUAGCCCAGAGCAGCCUGGCGCUUCUGAUGGAUAAUCCUGGAGAACAGGAUGCUGUGUCAGAGGACAAGUGGUCCAGCAGGCAGCUGAGUGAUCUACAGGCAGCAGAGAACCUGGAGGAGCCUUUCCCUGAGGUGCUAGGAGACGAGCCACUGCCAGAGGUCGAGGGCCCAGUGUGGACAGCUGUCCCCAUGCAGACCGGCCCCCAGUAUGCAGACUGCGCUGCCCUCCCAAUGGGUGCCCUGGCUGCAGAGCAGUGGGAAGAGGACCCUGCAGUGGUGGCCUGGAGCAUAGCACCUGAGCCUAUGCCCCAGGAAGAGGCUCUCAUCUGGCCUUUUGAGGGCCUGGGGCAGUUGCAGCCUCCCCCGAUGGAAAUCCCGUAUCAUGAAAUCUUGUGGCGAGAAUGGGAGGAUUUCUCUACUCAGCCAGAUGCUCAGGGCCUGGAGGCGGGGGAUGGCCCUCAGUUCCAGUUCACUCUAAUGUCCUAUAACAUCCUGGCCCAGGACCUGAUGCAGCAGAGCUCAGAGCUCUACCUGCAUUGCCACCCAGACAUCCUCAAUUGGAACUAUCGCUUUGCGAAUCUCAUGCAGGAAUUCCAGCACUGGGACCCUGAUAUCCUGUGUCUCCAGGAAGUCCAGGAGGAUCAUUACUGGGAGCAGCUGGAGCCUUCUCUGCGAAUGAUGGGUUUUACCUGUUUCUACAAGAGGAGGACCGGAUGUAAGACAGAUGGCUGUGCUGUCUGCUACAAGCCCACGAGAUUCCGUCUGCUCUGUGCCAGCCCUGUGGAGUACUUUCGGCCUGGCUUGGAGCUCCUCAAUCGGGACAACGUGGGCUUAGUGUUGCUGUUGCAGCCACUAGUCCCAGAAGGCCUGGGGCAAGUCUCGGUGGCCCCUCUCUGUGUGGCAAAUACCCAUGUCUUAUACAACCCACGCCGGGGUGAUGUCAAGCUGGCCCAGAUGGCCAUUCUCUUGGCAGAAGUGGACAAAGUGGCCAGGUUGUCAGAUGGCAGCCAUUGCCCCAUCGUCUUGUGUGGGGACCUGAAUUCUGUUCCUGAUUCACCUCUCUACAACUUCAUCAGGGAUGGGGAGCUCCAGUACCAUGGGAUGCCAGCCUGGAAGGUAUCUGGACAGGAAGACUUCUCCCAUCAGCUUUACCAGAGGAAGCUACAAGCCCCACUAUGGCCCAGCUCCCUGGGUAUUACUGAUUGCUGUCAGUAUAUCACUUUCUGUCACCCCAAGAGAUCAGAGAGACUACAGUAUAGCCGAGACUUCCUGAUGCGAUUCCGUUUCUGUGAUGUUGCCUGUCAGCGACCAGUGGGACUGGUUCUUAUGGAAGGAGUGACAGAUACUAAGCCAGAGCGACCUGCUGGCUGGGCUGAGUCUGUCCUUGAGGAAGACACAUUGGAGCCUGAGCCUGUCUUGCCCAGGACUGUAGGUACCAUCCAGCACUGUCUUCACCUGACCUCGGUAUAUACUCAUUUCCUGCCCCAGCAUGGCCGCCCAGAGGUCACCACAAUGCCCUUGGGUCUUGGAACAACAGUGGAUUACAUCUUCUUCUCAGCUGAGUCCUGUGAGAAUAGGAACAGAACUGAUCGCAGGCUGUGUCAAGAUGGGACUCUCAAACUUCUGGGCCGUCUCUCCCUCCUCUCUGAAGAGAUUCUCUGGGCUGCCAACGGCUUACCCAACCCCUUCUGCUCUUCAGACCACCUCUGCCUGCUGGCCAGCUUUGGGAUGCAAGUCAUCGCCCCAUGA